AUGGACAACUAUAUAGCCCUCGGGGCUAUUCGUCUGGUCCAAGCACCUGACUAUGAGGAUGAUUCCCGCUGGCUCAUGGUGGGUUCAGACCAGAAUGUUCCGCAUCCGCAUCCGCUGCUCUCUCAAGGCGAGAAGCGGCAAUGGAUCCAGACUGAACUUCUUCACCACAAAAGCUUCAGUAACCGCGCCUCCUUGAGGAUCUACGCCUUCCCCGAAGGUAUCAAGCAGAGCACGAGAGGCUGGCUGAAGGAUUCUAGGAAAAUCCUCAAAUAUCUCUCAGCCUUCAUUGACAUUUCCCCCGAUGUAUGGGAGGGCAAUUAUGACGCAGAAUCUCCUAUUCGCACAUACCUUGCGCCCGCAGCGUCACAAGAAGAGUCACUCUUCUACAUCUUUAAUACGCUUUCAUCACCUCGACCAUCUGCCGAUAGCGCUGGACAUUGCCCCCACAGCCAACAAGCCAUGGCUGCUAUAUUUGAGGACGACAUCCCUGGACUCAAAACGUCCCUGUACCCGUACCAAAAACGCUCGGUUGCUGCUAUGCUGCAAAAAGAAGCAAACCCAGCCAACUCACUUGACCCCCGAAAGCCACAGUUUCGAGACAUGCGGGGGAGAAGCUUCUACUUUGACGUGCUCGAAGGGGUGCUACUUCCUCAUCCAUACCUCUACAGUGAGCCGCGAGGCGGGAUCCUGGCGGAGACCAUGGGCUACGGGAAGACCCUCAUAUGCAUCGCUCUCAUUCUGGCGACCAGGGGCCAUUACCCUCAGAUACCAGAAGGCAGACUUGACGCGUUUGUCGACCAUCAGAAUCGUCAAACUCCAAGUCUGCUGGAUAUGGCUGCCAAGUCGUUGAAACGAGCGGCCAUUCCGUGGAAAGGGUACUUUGCCAGCUUCGAGAAUGAGGGAUACAGCUUUGAACGAUGCAUCGAGGCCAUCGAUAAGUAUGAUGCAGAGUAUGCAGAGCCCAUUUAUCAGCCCACAACGCCAAACCGCGCAGGCAAGAAACGAGAAGAGUUUCGAGUUUUGCGCUUGUGCUACGCGACGCUCCUUAUCGUCCCUCCCAAUCUUCUUGUGCAGUGGCAGCACGAGAUCGAGAAACAUACGGAGCCCGGAGCCCUUGACACUCUCGUGCUCGACUCCUCGACGAAAGAGAUUCCUCAUUACCGGGAACUGAUGAAAUACGACAUUGUGCUUAUCACAAAGUCUCGCUUCGAGCAAGAGUAUCGCGACGAUGAUCAGAAUCAAGGCCGGCGCAUGAUCGACCAGGAGAGAUUCCAGUCUCAGCUGAUCGCGGUCCGCUGGUUGCGAGUGAUCUGCGACGAAGGUCAUGGCUUCGCUGGAGCGAGUUAUCGCACGAACGCAAUGGCGAUGCUUGACAAAAUGUCGAUCGAAAGACGCUGGGUGGUCUCGGGAACGCCAUCCCACACUCUUCACGGUGUGGAGGUGAAUCUUGCCAUCAACGAUGUCAAUCCAGACGGCGAUUCAUCGCGUGCAGACUCCAUCCAUGAGGCCUUGAUGCGGCGGAAGCCCAAAGACUCGGCCACAGAGGAGAUGAAAGACAUGGAGAGAUUGCGUGUCAUGGUGGUGAAAUUCUUGAAACUACAGCCCUGGGCGAACCAGAAAGGAGCCGACUACGCCGACUGGAAGAAGUACCUGGCACCGUUCGACGGCUCCGGCAAAAGACGAUUCGCCCCAGCUCUGCGGGUGAUACUACAGUCGCUCAUCAUCCGCCACCGCAUCGAGGACAUCGACAGCGAUCUUUGCCUCCCUCCCCUGUACAACACAGCCGUUCACCUGGAGCCAAGCUAUUACGACAAGCUCAACAUGAACCUGUUCCGGCUGAUACUCACUUCCAAUGCCAUCACCUCCGAACGGGUCGACGAGGACUACAUGUUCCACCCCAAGAAUCGCAAAUACCUGGACGAACUCAUCUCCAAUCUCCGACGCGCAAGCUUUCACUGGAUCGCCUUUACUCAUGAAAAUGUCUCGCAGACUUUACGGGUGAGCCACGCUUACCUAGAUGAGAAUAUCAACAAGCUCUCUCAGGACGAUGUUCGGGCCCUCACCGAGGCAAUCGAGAACGGCGAGCGCGCCCUCAACGAUCCGGGCUGGCGUGCCUUUUCAACUCUCCAUGAAAUUGGUGUGUACGUCCAAGGCUUCCCCGACCACGCAGCCCAGGCAUGGGCGUUGCACGGCGAACAAUCAGAUCCUCUACUCUUGGGCGUAGUCGAAGCGCGAGAAGCGCAACAACAUGUAUGGAAGCACUUGAGUAACGACACUGCCGACGCCGACCCUGCGGCCGGCUUGACCGGUGCAGGUCUGCGAGCCAUGCAGGCUGCAAGAGCACGCGCUGCCGAAGAGCAAAAGACAAAACGCGAAGAUACCUUCAACACCACCGGCAGCAAGGCUGCGACAGCCAGCGCAGGCAAUGAGCCGAAAGUCAAGAGUCAAUCGACUUACUCGUCAAAUCCACUCUCGUCACCAUCAGCCAUUCGGACUUCGACCAAGCCUGACGAGACCCCGUCCAACCAUCUUCAGCCAUCCUCAUCACCGGUCCCCAAGCGGCAGCUGCCAGUAGUGGCCGAUCAAUCAGCCAACAAUGCGCUGCCAGCAUCGCUGACUCGGACCAGAGUCCUCGGCUUCACGUCGGCGAAACUGAACUACCUCUGCUCGCGCAUCCUGACGCUGCACACGAAGGAGAAAAUCAUCAUCUUCUACGACUCGAACAACAUCGCAUUUUGGAUCGCCGAGGCACUCGAGCUCUUGUCCAUCCAGUUCCUCAUCUACUCCAACACGCUAUCGGUCAGCCGGCGCGCCGCGUACCUGGCGACUUUCAACCAGUCGGACGUGUUCCGCGUGCUGCUGAUGGAUCUGAAACAGGCCGCGCAUGGCCUGCACGUGGCUUCCGCCAGCCGGGUCUUCAUCGUCUCGCCCAUCUGGCAGCCCGGCGUGGAGUCGCAGGCCAUCAAGCGAGCCCACAGGAUCGGCCAGACCCGCCCGGUGUACGUGGAGACGCUGGUGCUGAAGGGCACCCUGGAGGAAAAGAUCCUGCACCGCCGCCAGCAGAUGAGCAAUGCCGAGCUGGUCAAAGCCCAGAAAAGUCUGUUGGACGACGGCAUCAUGAGCGAGAUCAUCCGUGGAGAAGGCUUCCUGAAGAUCGCCCACGACGAGGACACCCAAUUCAAAGGCCGCAAGUUGGACGUGCCGGUGCCGGUGCUGUUGUUCGAGAAAAGGCCCGGCAGUGGAAGUGGAAGUGGAAGUGAAAGUGGCAGUGGAAAGAGUGAUGGUGGAGGUGAGGGUGGAAAGGCCCAGAAUGACGCCUUGAUUCAUGCCUGGGAGGACCAACACCGCCGUCUCGCGAAGAAGAGGAAAAGGGAAAAAAGUCCUGAUGCGAAUCCCGCCGCCACGUCGCUUGUCCUGGCCGGUGGAGAGUCGGCCAGGUUUUCUGCAACGCCCUCUCGGCCGUCGACGCCGGCUGCUCGAGCAGAGUCGGUGGCUUCGGUCGGCGUCACGCGAAGCGGGCCCUCGAGGCCAAAGAAGAGUGUGACGAUCAUGGUUGACAGCCCGUGA
Messenger RNA from Capronia epimyces CBS 606.96, 3567 nucleotides. RefSeq lists its product as uncharacterized. The transcript has a single exon. The record is from RefSeq and is a predicted model, not a curated record. The coding region runs from base 1 to 3567 and encodes 1188 amino acids. Gene Ontology annotation, molecular function: ATP-dependent chromatin remodeler activity; ATP binding. Lineage: Eukaryota; Fungi; Ascomycota; Eurotiomycetes; Chaetothyriales; Herpotrichiellaceae.